This is a messenger RNA of Telopea speciosissima, 1465 nucleotides long. Its product is annotated as probable jasmonic acid carboxyl methyltransferase 2. The record is from RefSeq and is a predicted model, not a curated record. Bases 47 to 1465 code for a protein of 472 amino acids. Gene Ontology annotation, molecular function: S-adenosylmethionine-dependent methyltransferase activity. Gene Ontology annotation, biological process: methylation. NCBI's taxonomy places the organism in Eukaryota, Viridiplantae, Streptophyta, Magnoliopsida, Proteales, Proteaceae. The transcript has 7 exons.
GCAAAGUUUUUGCUUAUAAAAAAAACUCUUGAGACCUAGAGAAGCCAUGGAAGUCCAACAAGUUCUCCACAUGAAUGGGGGCAAUGGAGAAACUAGCUACGCCUGCAACUCCAAACUUCAAAAACUAGUGAUAACCAAGGCAAAGCCAGUGGUGAUUGGGAGCAUUUCAGAUUUGUAUACCAUCAACUUACCUCGAUGUUUAAGGGUUGCAGAUUUGGGCUGCUCUUCAGGGCCCAACACACUAGAGGUCAUCAUAGAGAUCAUUGAUGCUAUUGAUGAAACAUGUCAUCAAUUGAAGCUUACUACGCCUGAAUUCCAAGUGUUCCUCAAUGAUCUUCCAUCUAAUGACUUCAACAACAUUUUCAAGACCUUGCCUGCCUUCUAUGAGCAACUUAAGAAGGAGAAGGGUGAUAUAGUCUUCAGACUUAGAGAAGCCAUGGGAGUCCAACAAAUUUUCCACAUGAAUUGGGGAAAUGGAGAAACUAGCUACGCCUGUAACUCUAUACUUCAAAAACUAGUGAUAACAAAGACAAAGCCAGUGGUGAUUGGGAGCAUUUUGGAUUUUUAUACCAAAAACUUACCUCCAUGUUUAAGGGUAGCAGACUUGGGGUGCUCUUCAGGUCCCAACACCCUACUGGUGACCACAGAGAUCAUCGAGGCUAUUGAUGAAACAUGCCAUCAGUUGAAUCGUAAUACGCCUGAAUUCCAAGUUUUCCUCAAUGAUCUUCCAUCUAAUGAUUUGAAUGCCAUUUUCAAGACCUUGCCGGACUUCUGUGAGCAACUAAAGAAGGAGAAGGGUGAAAAGUUUGGGCCAUGUUCCAUCACUGGAUUACCUGGUUCUUUCUAUGGCAGACUCUUUCCAAGCAAUUCUAUAGACUUCUUUCAUUCCUCUAACAGCGUUCACUGGCUCUCUCAGGUUCCUUCAAUGGUUGGGAAUAGGAUUGAGAAUAACAAAGGGAAUAUUUAUUUGGCAAGGACAAGUCCUCCCAGUGUGGUCAAAGCAUACUUGGAGCAAUUUCAAAAGGAUUUUUCCUUAUUUCUUAGCUUGCGCGCCAAGGAAAUAACACCAGGAGGACGAAUGGUCCUAACACUAGUACGCAGGAGAAGUGAAGAUCCCUUUGGCAAAGAGAGUUUUCUUUGGGAGCUAUUGUCCGACUCACUCAAUGAUUUGGUCUCAAAGGGUCUCAUUGAAGAAGAUAAAGUGGAUUCAUUCAAUUUGCCUUAUUACAUACCUUCUCGUAAAGAAUUAGAGGAUAUAAUUUGUGCAGAAGGAUCUUUUUAUCUUGAUCAGUUUGAAAUCUUGGAUGUCAGUUGGGAUGCAAGUGAUGAUGAUAAUGACAACAAAGAAUGCAUGUUCCAUAGAUUUAUAACUGCACAGAAAGUGGCAAAGUGUAUAAAGAGCUGCGAUAGAGUCGUGGCUCACUUGUCACUUUGGGGAUGUUGUAAUGGAUGUUCUAUUCAAUAG